AUGGCAUAUUCAGUGCUGGAGUUGGUAUCGCGGCCAGCCAUUGCUGCGCCGCUCGUUCUUUUGACAUCGUACAUCAUAUACCAGCUUUUUCUAAAGCCCUCCAACUUGCCUGAGCUACCAAUCAUCGGGGCACGCAAAGGCGACUGGUUUCCCAUUUUACAAGCUAAAAUUCGCAAUUCGCUCAACGUCAAGGCCGCGCUCAACUCGGCGUACAUCCAGUAUAGAAACCAGGCUGCCAUUUUCCCCUUGAUCGACGGUGGAAACAUCAUUUAUCUUCCGCGAUCAGAUACAAAGUUCGCCAGUGAGCAGCCUACCAAUAUGCUCAGCAUGCAUGAAUCGGCACAGCAAGAUUUACAAACGGACUACACUACCAUGGAUCCAUCCCUCACGCAUGACCCCAUUCACCUGGAACUGGUCACUACCACGCUUACUAAAGAGGUUGGAAAUCUCAUCCCAGAUCUUGCUGAAGAGAUCGAUCAUUGUGUCAGCAAGCAGUUGGGUAACAGUACAGACUGGUCCGAAAUCUGCAUAGUGGAAUCGGCACAGAAGAUGCUCAGUGGGAUCACCAACCGAGCAUUCCUUGGUCUUCCACUUUGUCGGAAUGAAGAGAUGCUGAAGCUGGGCAUCGCGUUCGCCCAGGAUAUUCCACUGUCGUCAAUGAUGAUGAAGCUAUUCCCGAGCUUUCUUAAACCGCUAGUUGCUCCUCUUAUAACCCGAUCCAACAGGAUUCACACGCGCGAGUUCGAGAAGAUCCUUGAGCCGGAGAUCAAGGCCCGCCUAAUAGAAUACGACUCGCAAGACGAACACGUGAAGUCCGAUCGGAACGAUUACUUGCAGUGGUUGAUUGACCAGGCCAAGGAGAUCGGUAACCCGAAGAACUGGCAGGUCAGCGCGCUGGCUCAACGUGUUCUGCUACUGAAUUUCGCAUCCAUUCACACUACGACAUUUGCAGUUACCCAUGCUCUUCUUGACAUUGCUUCAUCGUCUCCCGAUCUUAUUCUUGAACUUCGCGACGAAGUAGAGAGCGUCCUGAAACAACACGAUGGCAAAUGGAACAGACGCGCCGUUGCGCAGCUUGAGAAGCUCGACUCGGCAAUUCGCGAAAGCCAGCGCAAGAAUUCCAUCGUCUCAAUCGGGGUUUCUCGCACCGUCGUAGCAGAGAAAGGCGUGACUUUUCCAUCGGGUACGCACGUCUCCAAAGGUCUGAGAAUAGCUGUCCCAGGGUAUUCGGUGCUGCAGGACAGUGAGAUCUACCCUGAACCUAAGACUUAUAAACCACUUCGCUUCUACGAUGCGCGACAAAAUGAGGCAGAUGAAUACGUGAAGAGUGCGCGUAAUGCGUUGCCGACUGCGACGCAGGAUUUCUUGGCGUGGGGACUCGGUCGGAACGCCUGUCCAGGGAGGUUCUUUGCGAGUAACGAGAUCAAGAUGUUGCUCGCUCAUAUUUUGUUGUACUACGACAUUGAGCACUUGACUGAGCGACCGCGAAACACUUGGAUCGCACAAAAUAGGAUCCCUCCUAUGAAAGCGACGUUGAGAAUUAGGAGGAGAACUCGAUCUUAA
Fusarium fujikuroi IMI 58289 is the source of this 1563-nucleotide messenger RNA. Its product is annotated as related to cycloheximide-inducible protein CIP70 (cytochrome P450 family). The coding region runs from base 1 to 1563 and encodes 520 amino acids. Gene Ontology annotation, molecular function: iron ion binding; oxidoreductase activity, acting on paired donors, with incorporation or reduction of molecular oxygen; monooxygenase activity. Lineage: Eukaryota; Fungi; Ascomycota; Sordariomycetes; Hypocreales; Nectriaceae. The record is from RefSeq and is a predicted model, not a curated record. The transcript has a single exon.